AUGUGGCUUUUCACUAGCAAGCCGACCGCCAGCUCAUUAAGUGCGGGCAUUUCGUCUGCCCUGGGGACUGGCGAUGACGUGCUCGCGAACUACAGUAUAGGCGGGGACACCGCAGACACCUCCCCGUUGGCAGAAUUCAGUGGUCCACUCGGUGUGCGAUGGAGCCUUCAAAACGGUGUAUCGCGCAAGACCAACGAUCCAGUUUCGGUCUUUACCUGCACCAACUUUUCCUCACUGCCUAUGGAUGUUAAAGCGACCCUAGCACAGACAGUAAAACGAAUGAAAACUCUUCGUCAUCCCAAUAUCCUCGCCUGGCAGGACGGCACUUCGCUCUCUCUGCCUCUUGAUGCGACCCAAAAACUACCCACCUCUUUUCGAAUAGUAACGGAACGAGUUCUUCCACUGGAAGAGUACCUGCGCACUCAAGCAGAUGGAGCCAAUUUCACGUUCUUCGCUUCCUGGGGAAUCUAUCAGGUUGCUCGCGCUCUCGCCUUCCUUAAUGACGACUGCAAACUCUCCCACAACGCCGUCGGCCCAGGCUCCAUAUUCGUUAACCGUUCGGGCGAGUGGAAACUCUCGCGUCUCGAUUACGUAACCUCGUUGGCCGAUUCCGUUCACCAGGGUGGUGGCUCGUCCUACGAAGCCCCCAGUAGUAAGUCCCUGUCUCCGGUCCACUCCUUUGCAAAACUGUAA
Dibothriocephalus latus is the source of this 693-nucleotide messenger RNA. NCBI's taxonomy places the organism in Eukaryota, Metazoa, Platyhelminthes, Cestoda, Diphyllobothriidea, Diphyllobothriidae. The record is from the annotation of a GenBank genome assembly.